This is a messenger RNA of Nomia melanderi (Alkali bee), 2323 nucleotides long. RefSeq names its product sarcoglycan beta (gene Scgbeta). Lineage: Eukaryota; Metazoa; Arthropoda; Insecta; Hymenoptera; Halictidae. Gene Ontology annotation, biological process: muscle organ development. Gene Ontology annotation, cellular component: sarcoglycan complex; sarcolemma. The record is from RefSeq and is a predicted model, not a curated record.
CUAUGUUCAAAGCACAAAGUAUAAUAUAAAUUUGAUAUGAUUUCUCGUUCUCGAGGAAUCCACUUGAGGAAUCUGCAAAAAAAUUCGGAUAAGCUGUCGCUCGGAAGCCGGAGCAUCGAUCCCAGGACGCGCAAGCGCCGGCCGGCGGAUUUCACCUAGUUUUCGUUACACGGCCCGUUGUGUUCGUUCGAAACCGAACUAUCGCCACUCUAUUUUCGUUUUCCACCAGUGUACGGCAGCGUUCGCGGCCGAGUACAGUGAUUUGAUGUCCGCCAUCCUGGACGCAUGUGGGAAUGACACUGGCUCGAUAUCGAAGGCAGAGGACAACCUGUCGAACAGCGAUGGGCCCCUGAUCAAAGGCUACAUCCAGCAGAACAACUGCAACAGCGCACGUGCGAGCUCGGAGAACGUUAACCGGACCACCGUCUCCUCCCACGGGAUGUCCACGUCCAACGAGAAGCCAACGAAACGACGAUACUGUCUGUGGACGUUGACGCUGGUUCUGGCAAUCAUCGGCCUCUGCAACCUCUUCCUGAACAUCACGGUGAUCGCGGUCCUGCGGAUCAGCCAGGGGAUGGAAGCUAUGGAAGUGAUACCCGAUGAGAACCUGGUCAAGUUCUACGGGAGAACUGACUUGGACAAUGUAUGCCUGCAGUCAGAGAUCUGCCAGAGCUACGGGGACGAGCCCAUGGAAGUGUCCGGCGACGAGGGCGGUGUACAAAUCAUGGUGAACGACAUUCGAGCCCACGAGCAAGCUAGCUCGAGGGUGACCAUUCUGCAGAACGGUACAGCCUGGUCUCAGAUCGAGUCCUUCGAGAUCAAGGACCCUAGAACCGGCACCAUCUACUUCACCACCGACUUUCCUAACUUCGGUCUACCAGCGGGCGUGGAGAAGAUCGACGUCAAGAUCGCAGAGACUCACAGGAUCACGUCGCCGGUCAACGAGAGUCUGACGGUGAAUUCCGACGAACAGAUCUCCAUACACGGCGCAGAGGGGGUGACCAUGGAGAGCAAGGACAUCGUCUGGAGCGCGGACACCGAUAUUUUCUUGAAAAGCGUGAACGGCAGCAUCGUGCUCGACACCGCUGACGGUGUCUCCAUAAACGUUGAGAAUAUUCCCGUCGCGCCCUUGUUCCUGCAGAACUCGGGCCACGAGCAGUACAAGGUCUGCAUUUGUAUGCCUCAAGGGAAACUGUUCAAGGUACCGGUCCGAUCGGGUAGCAACAGCAGAUCCGUGAACUGCGCUCGGGUCAGUAGAACACCGGAAAAUGAUCCUUGCUCGCGAUAGGCUCGCAAAGCGUCGCAACGAACGUUACGUUCUUGUUACUAUGUCCAGCACUGCCGAGCAUGAUCCGAUGCUGCUUGAUACUUUGUUACUCGUUUUCUUGGAUAACGAUGGAAUACUAGAAAAUCGAAGGAGAUCUUAAUCAGUUACCGUGCGUGGAUCGAUUCUAAGUGUAGAUAUAAUUUGGCUUUUAUUCCAGAUAUAAAGUUCGACGAGGCUGCCGCUCGCAGGCCUCUGAACGUCACGUGUACACACAAUUACAUGAAGUAAACACAUAUCGGCACUAAUUGCAUUACCGUUGACAGGAAAUUCAUACAUUGGUAAGACUCAUACGCAAUACGAAAUACAUUAUCUUUUGUAUUGGAUAAGAAAGAGUUUAUGAAUAAAUUGUCGUCGUAGAAAAUAGUGCGAAAUACUUGUCUCUGUUGCAACAGGGCUGUUCAUGAUAUUAAUACAACUAUAUAUUAAAUUAUAAGUUAAGCACUCUCUGUUAUCAUUUCUUCGUUACUUUCGUCCAUAUCUUCCUGCUGUUCUUGUUCUGUGGGCGGCUCGUACGCCUUGUCCAGAGGACUGGCGACUACACCACCCGCCCACACACUCAUUUCUACGGCGAGUUUGUUAGUGCCCUCGAGUAAGGGUCUGUAGCCGCCGUGAGCCAGUACACGCAACAACGUUUGAGCGGUGAGACACACCAAGUCUUGUUGCUCCAAUGUCAUGGCUGUGUGCACGCGAAUGUUACCACCUUCGCAUGGAUCGGAGAUACCUAAAUAAGUUGAUAUGUUAUAUAAAAUAUAUGAUCUAUAUUUUAUGUAAAAAUACCAUGAAAGAAUAAUGAAUCUCACCAGCAGAUCCUGGAAGAAACAGUCCAGAAGCAAGUAACUGAAGUACUCUCUUGUAUGCUUGAUUUAUCGGCAGUGCUUGUCUGCUAGGAUUGUUCAUAAUUGCAUUAUGCGCCAGUAAGUCUAACAUCCAAGGUGAUAAUGGCUCUAGACCCUCGAAUCUACUUCUUAGAUCUCUGAGUAAUCUGAUUAAAACUUU